AGAAAUGAAUACAAAUAAAUCAGCAGAUUUCAGAAAUAUUUGCAUAUGAUAAAUGUUCAAUGUUCCGCUUCAUCGCCCCAUCACCAAAGUUCCCAAUCCCACAAAACCACAACCACAACCACAACCACAAGACCAUAACCUUAACUCUUGCUGCAUUCUUCUUCACUCACACUAUCAUCGACCAACCACCAAAACGUGAACCAGAACACGACAUCAGCAUCACCAACAACCCCUCGUACUGGACCAAAAAGAUUCACAGACUCUGCGCCAAAGAUCGCAAUGUCGACGAGGCGCUUCGCCUUCUCGACGGCCUCAGCCUCCGCGGAUACCAACCAGACUCUCUCAACAUCAACACCAUCAUUCACGCACUCUGCCACUCCCACCGCUUCUCCGAAGCUCACCACCGCCUUCUACUCUUCUUAUCUUCUCAUUGGGUCCCUGACGAGCGUACCUGCAAUGUUCUUAUUGCCAGGUUACUCGAUUCUCGAACCCCAUAUACCACAUUGCAUGUUAUUCAUCGUCUGAUUUAUGUUAAGCCUGAGUUUGUCCCGUCUUUGCCUAAUUAUAACCGUUUGAUGAAUCAGUUUUGCUCGUUACAACGACGGCCUGAUGAAGCUCAUAGGUUGUUUUUUGAUAUGAAGAGUAGAGGGCAUUGCCCAAAUGUUGUUUCUUAUACUACUUUGAUUAAUGGGUAUUGUAGAAUUGGUGAAUUGGGUAAUGCCCACAAGGUGUUUGAUGAAAUGGGUGAGAAUGGUGUGGUACCCAAUUCGCUAACAUAUAGUGUAUUAUUAGGUGGUGUUCUUCGGGAGCGCGACAUUGAGCGUGGGAGGGAAUUGAUGUGCAAACUUUGGGAGAAGGUGAGUGAUGAAAAGGACCUGUCUGUGAGAAAUGCUGCUUUUGCCAACCUGGUUGAUUCUUUGUGUAGAGAAGGGUUUUUUAACGAAGUGUUUAGGAUUGCGGAAGACAUGCCUCAAGGGAAGAGUGUGUGUGAGGAAUUCGUUUAUGGACAGAUUAUAGAUUCACUUUGUAAAGCUGGAAAGCAUCAUGGGGCCUCAAGGAUUGUUUACAUAAUGAGGAAGAGGGGGUUUCUUCCAAGUUUGGCAUCGUACAAUACUAUCAUACAUGGACUAUGCAAGGAGGGAGGUUAUAUGAGGGCAUAUCAGUUGCUGGAAGAAGGAAUUGAGUUUGGGUACCUACCAUCUGAGUAUACAUAUAAGGUUCUAGUAGAAGGUCUUUGCAAAGAAUCGGACCUCUACAAGGCAAGGAAUCUUCUCCAAUAUAUGCUGAAUAAGAAGGGUGUGGACAGAACAAGAAUGUUCAAUAUAUAUUUAAGAGCUCUUUGUCUUAUCACUAACCCAACUGAGCUUUUGAAUGCACUUGUUUUUAUGCUUCAAAACCAGUGUCAGCCUGAUGUCAUUACCUUGAACACAGUUAUAAAUGGGUUUUGCAAGAUGGGGAGGAUUGGAGAAGCUUUGAAGGUAUUAAAUGAUAUGAUAAUAGGCAAAUUUUGUGCCCCGGAUGCUGUGACCUUCACUACCAUCAUACAAGGUUUAUUAAAUGUUGGAAGAACCCAGGAAGCUUUCGACUUUUUGUAUCACAUAAUGCCAGAACGAGGUGUUACACCUGGUGUUGUGACAUAUAAUGCAGUUCUUCAUUGCUUGUUUAAACUUCAACAACCAAAUGAAGCAAUGGGGUUUUUUAAUAGAAUGGCAAGUGAUGGUGUCUCGGUUGAUUGUACCACUUAUACUAUAAUAAUUGAUGGAUUAUGUAAAGCCAACCGGAUAGAAGAGGCCAUGAAGAUUUGGGAUGAUGUCAUAUGGCCAUCAAAGUAUCAUGAUAAUUAUGUUUAUGCAGCCCUUCUCAAAGGGCUUUGCUGCUCAGGCAAAUUCAAUGAAGCUUGCCAUUUCUUAUAUGAAUUGGUUGAUUCUGGGGUCUCUCCAAACAUUUUCAAUUAUAAUAUUUUGAUUGACAGUGCAUGCAAGUUGGGCUUAAUGAGAGAAGCUUAUCAAGUUGUGGGAGAGAUGAGAAGGAAUGGGCUGGCCCCAGAUGCUGUAACCUGGAGGAUUCUUGACAAAUUACAUGAUAUGUGAGAAAGAAAUUCUCUGUUGAGGAU
Molecule: messenger RNA, 2113 nt
Organism: Quercus lobata
Lineage: Eukaryota; Viridiplantae; Streptophyta; Magnoliopsida; Fagales; Fagaceae
Product: pentatricopeptide repeat-containing protein At3g18020-like
Exons: 1
Coding region: 60-2090 (676 amino acids)
Molecular function (GO): protein binding
Source: RefSeq, a predicted model, not a curated record